AUGGCAAAUCUCACCAAGAUAAUGAAAGAUAAAGACAUUUCCAUUCAUACUAAGAAAAGAAUUGUAGAAGCAAUGGUUUUCCCUGUAACAUUAUAUGGCUGUGAAAGCUGGACUCUAAGGAAAAAGGAAAGAAAAAUGAUAGAUGCAUUCGAAUUAUGGGUAUGGAGAAGAUUACUUAGAGUUCCAUGGACAGAAAAGAAAACAAAUAUCUCAAUUUUAGAAAAAAUUAAGCCAAGCUUCUCCUUAGAGUCAAGAAUCUUAAAACAAAAAUUGACCUACUUUGGACAUGUGAUGCGUAAAGAAGUUUCCCUACAGAAGACUAUUAUGCUGGGAAAAGUGGAAGAUAGAAGGAAGAGGGGAAGGCAACGGAUAAGAUGGAUAGAAGAAAUCGAGAAAGUCACAGAAAUGAGGCUGGAGGAGCUACUAGAGACAACAAGGGAAAGAUCAAGAUGGAGAAGACUUGUCCAUGAAGUCACCAGGAGUCGACGACGACUUGAUGGAACUUAA
Messenger RNA from Centruroides sculpturatus (bark scorpion), 507 nucleotides. RefSeq lists its product as uncharacterized. Lineage: Eukaryota; Metazoa; Arthropoda; Arachnida; Scorpiones; Buthidae. The record is from RefSeq and is a predicted model, not a curated record. The coding region runs from base 1 to 507 and encodes 168 amino acids. The transcript has a single exon.